AUGGAAAAAAAAACAUUAGAUCUCUCUCACUCAACAAGUACCAAUUGUCCUAGUCCAAAAUUCCCGUAAAUCAUAAUAAUGCAUAAAACAGCACAAUCAUGGUUUACAGGAGGACCAAGUAAUGAUGUAGAUAAAAACCCAUCAUCAUUAUUAGCUGAUUGGAAUGCUUAUGCUGCUGAUCAAGAUAAUCAAGGUUCAUCAUCUGAUCUUGGUUUCGAUCUUGAAGCUGCUGUUAGAACCGCUAAUGAUAAAGUCUCUGGUACUUUUAACGUGGUUUCUAAAGGAGUCAAAGGUUUACCAGGAAGCUUCCAAUCUGCAACCAGCAAUGUCCCUUCUGGGAAGUCCCUUAUGUACUUUGGCUUAUUUCUUGCAGCUGGUGUUUUCUUCAUUUUCAUUGCAUUCACUAUGUUCCUCCCUGUCAUGGUGCUGAUGCCUCAGAAAUUUGCUAUCUGCUUCACAAUUGGUUGUGCGUUCAUUAUUGGCUCGUUCUUUGCCCUCAAAGGUCCAAAGAAUCAGCUUACACACAUGACAUCAAAAGAGAGACUUCCUUUUACAGGGGUUUUUAUUGGCAGCAUGGUAGGGACCGUUUACGUCUCUAUGGUGCUCCACAGUUAUAUUCUUUCUGUGCUCUUCUCAGUUAUACAGGUCUUUGCUCUAUCUUAUUAUGUUAUCUCCUAUUUCCCUGGAGGUUCAGCUGGGAUGAAAUUUCUUUCCUCAACACUUACAUCCUCUAUUCUCAGAUGUUUUGGAAGCUCUUAUGAUGUACUAUAAGCCAAAACCUAGACGCAUUGUGUUUUGGAGGGAAGACUUUAAAAUUGAUUUUCCCACCAAAGAAUGAUGUGGCUUGACGUUAACGAAGUGGGUGAAAAUUAUGGAAGAUUAGGGUUCAAACCUCGAUAGAGACAACAAAUGCCAAGUGAUUCUUUUUCAUCUACGUAGAUCUUGGUGGAUAGAAUUAUUCGAUACUUAUACUUGUGAAAGCCAACAGGUAAGUUAGACAAAGAGUUAUCAGAUAAAUAUGUUGGACAGAGCAAGUCAAUAGAUUUUCUUUUAGUAAACCAAUGUCUUGGUUCAAUUGAACUCAUUGUUUUCAAUUCGAACUAUAUAUACACAUGCAAAAGAAAGUUGAAAUAUAUAUAUAUAUAUAUACCAUCCUGAAUGUUCAUCUCAACAUUGACAAAGAUGGAUCUAUAUUGUAACCUAUGGUUUACUUGAAUUUAAUAGCUUUUGUCUAGAUCCUGAUAUGUAUUAAUAGUUUCACUGAAUAUCUAUAAGCAUUUGAUGUACACUUAAUUAUUAUUCUGUAUAUUAACUUGAGGUCGUUGUAGAAACUCAAACUUCAAA
Molecule: messenger RNA, 1344 nt
Organism: Capsicum annuum
Lineage: Eukaryota; Viridiplantae; Streptophyta; Magnoliopsida; Solanales; Solanaceae
Product: protein transport protein SFT2
Exons: 5
Coding region: 79-771 (230 amino acids)
Biological process (GO): vesicle-mediated transport
Cellular component (GO): membrane
Source: RefSeq, a predicted model, not a curated record